CGUUUUCGAGGAACGUGUACCCCACGUACGGCGAGGGUUUUCUUUUUUCUGUUUUUAAAACAAAUGUGGUAGCAGUGAUGGAUGUGAAGGGUCAAGGAGACAUGAGAUGUGGAACGGAAAGAAAUAAAUAUGGGAGAAAAGCUUGGAGGAAAUAAAGAGGGUGCAGAAGAUCAGAAAGUGUAUACAGUCUUACAGAGAAGUGCUAUGCAUCAGCUACCAGAUAUAUUAAGAAGAGGCGUCUUCCGGCGCGGACCUCCGGAAGGAUAAGCCAGCGAACCCGGAGUGCAGAAGAAUAAUAAGAGGCUGAACCCGGGACCUCACGCAGUCUGGUGGCCACGAAGGGAAUAACAUGGCGUGCUGACUGCUUCAGCGUAGCUCUAACUUCUCGCUCCUUGUGGCAGCCGGUGGCUACGUUGUGACGUCACAGGUAGUGCAGUGUAAUCAUCAUACGCAGGAGCAGCAAUCUUGACGGGGGCGGUGGGCUCUUGAGGGCUGUGGCCUCGGGGCUAAACCGGCAGGCUGUAUGGCACUGGGGUCCCCUCGCCACCAUCACCACCUCCUCCACCACCAAGACCUGUACUAUUACCUUUACCAUCACCGGCAUCGCCUCCUCUCUCAGUUGGCUCGUUCAGCAACAUGGUGAAGACCUUUCAAGCCUAUCUGCCCAACUGUCACCGCACAUACUCGUGCAUCCACUGUCGGGCACACCUAGCCAAUCACGACGAACUCAUAUCAAAGUCCUUCCAAGGGAGCCAGGGAAGGGCCUACCUCUUCAAUUCAGUGGUGAAUGUCGGUUGUGGGCCAGCGGAGGAGCGAGUACUACUCACAGGGCUCCACGCUGUUGCUGACAUUUAUUGUGAGUGCUGUAAGACGACGUUGGGCUGGAAAUAUGAACAUGCAUUUGAAUCGAGCCAGAAGUACAAGGAGGGGAAGUUCAUCAUUGAGCUGGCCCACAUGAUCAAAGAGAAUGGCUGGGACUGAGAGUUGGCCCGGCCCGGCCCGAACGUCCGUCGCCUCCGCCACCCGCUCUGUGCGGCCUCUGGGUCACGAGAUGGUUGGCACAUGGGCAGGAACGGGCCGUCUGGAUCAUUUUGAGGUGCGGGCAGGAGACAGGAUAUUCUGUUGGACGGCCUCCCGUCAGACGGGGUUCCCCGACGUGGCGCCGCAUUAAAAGUGCGGCCAGUUCUGAGAUGAGUUAAGUCACAAAUAUGAGUGAUUGCGCAGGAGAUAAGCAAGCCAAAUGCCAUGACACGGAUUGUUGGUGUGGACUUCGGAAGCUGUCGGUUCAAGAGGUGAAAUAUUUAUGUUCUCGCAACUAAACACAUUUAUGGAUCUGUGUUCUCAUUGUCUGAACUUGAGGGGUAAGCAAAGCAGGCUCAAGACAUUGAUUCUACAGGGCUUAUUAACUUAACGGAGAAGCCCAAAAAGAGAUAUUUAAAGUUUGUACAUGUGUAAUUGGCACUGUUUUAUUUUUUACAACAUGUGUUAGAUGUGGGCAGGGUAGUAACACGACCAUGUCACAUAAACUUUCAGUAUCUUGUAUAUCUCUUGACAGUCGAAUGGCUUAAGAUGGUAUUUGUUACGUCUUUUCAAGGCACGAUUAUACGUGAUGAUGAAUCGGUCGGUUUUAAAUGUGUACUUAUUUGUGCCAAUCGAUGAUGUCCCAACCAUCUGCAGGUGAAGAGGAACGCAAUGCGUGCAGCUUGUGCGCGCCAGCUCAGUAAGGCCUUGCAAGCCUCGCACCGCCACUACCACCGACUCUUCAUCUCGUAAGUUGGGCAAGCUUUGAGCUUCUGCGGGCUUACCGUAGCUAGCGACUUUCUGUCGGUUUGCGUAGGUGUAGACGUUAAAUGUGGGGAACCUUAAAAUACUGGUAUUAGUAACGGACGGCUCGUGGUACGUCUCGGAUGACUGGGCUGGCGAGGGGAUGUGGUCGCCAACUUGUUGCUGCAAGUGUAGCUCGAUGUGAUAGGUGAUGGCUCAUCAUCUUUUAUCUUCUGUGCAGCAGAAUGGCAGUUGGAGGAUUUUUAAUUUAAAAACAAAUUUGAGUUGGGUGUGGCCACGGAGGCCAGUACUUAAUCAGCGUCAAAUUGGUAUUUUUUUUUAAUAUAAGACUUGUAGUAGCUUCUUUUAUUCUAUGAAUUCUGCUGUAGAGAAGAGAGAAUGCCAUCCCACUUGUAAAUGGUAACCCAAUCUAGUCUUUCAGUCUGUGCAUUCGUUGUUUCCCUGUUUGUAGAUCGAGUUUUGUACAAAUUGCUUUAUUUCUCAGAUGUUUGUCUUUGUUGGAAGCAUGCAGAUUAUUUCAGGUCCUGCAAUUUUAUGAAAUCAUAUCAAUUACAGAUUAUUUUAAUUUUAAAGUAAAGUGAUAUGCCAACUCAUAGGCAAACUUUUUUGUGUCGUGAGCGUACCGAGUGUCGUAGGACUCGUACGAAGAAGAAUGUGCGCGUGGAAGAGAUUUGAACGGAGAUUGCGAACUCAUUGCAACUUCUGGUGAGAGAGUGAACUGACGGCUUGUGAGGAGGCGCAAGGAGCAAGAGGAAGAUGAGCGGUUAAAGUUUUGAGCUGCUUUCUGAUUAUUAAAAUGUUGAUAUGUAAGCGUAGUUUGCGAAACACCAAGGGUAUAAUUUGUUUAAUCUGUACUUUAAGUUUCCCAUUAUUAAAAUGUGUUAAUUCAGGAUGCUUCGUAGUGCUUUCACAAUUACAGUUCUGCUAAAAUGCCCUUUCCUCGGAAUAAUAAAUUUAUUUCCGUUUUCAAAUAUUGUCUCUUUCAUGUCGAGUAAUUAAACAAAUUGCAGGGCAUUGAAACAUUCUGUAAUUUACUGUAGUAGUAACUGAAAGUACGCGGCAGAGCAGACAAACGUGUGAGCAAAAGAGCAUUCGUUUCCAACUUUUGAAUCAGGAGAAGGAACAUUUUUUUUCUUUCAUUGCAAGGUAUUAUACUGUAACUGCUUUGAGAUCGUCAUUUGGUAUUUCUUUUUGAAUUCAGCAUUUGUCCAUACACCUUUUAAGUAAUUAAGUCAACCUUUUUUUUACAAUCUAAAUGAAUGAAAAAUAAAUAUGUUAAUGAGAGUGUAA
Zootermopsis nevadensis is the source of this 3075-nucleotide messenger RNA. The record is from RefSeq and is a predicted model, not a curated record. NCBI's taxonomy places the organism in Eukaryota, Metazoa, Arthropoda, Insecta, Blattodea, Termopsidae.